Messenger RNA from Saccoglossus kowalevskii, 583 nucleotides. RefSeq lists its product as uncharacterized. Lineage: Eukaryota; Metazoa; Hemichordata; Enteropneusta; Harrimaniidae. The record is from RefSeq and is a predicted model, not a curated record.
UCAAAUGGUUCGUUAAUGGCGUUCGAGAUCCCUGCCGACUUCCGUGUUGAUGAGUAUAAGCCGCAUACGCUCGGAGAUGGAUUUGACGGUGUUCCUCUACAAGGUUCCGGUUCUCCGGGAUCACCAGUGUCGUUUUAUCCGAAAAGCAAACCUUCAUACGUUAAACCAGAGAUCAUUCUAUCAGGAGACGACGACGGCAAUGUCUAUCUGUUCACCGCCGAGGACGACAAAGAUCCCAGUAAUUGGAACUACGCAUAUGAUAGUAUUUUCGCGGCGGAGGGAAUUGUAGGCACUGUCAGUGUGAAGGAUGUGGACGGGGAUAACUAUGAGGAAUUGUUCAUUCCGGCAUACUCCCAGGACGAGCUCCACAUCAUGACAUUUGCCCCGUAACCAUGAUUGGUCUAGUGGGUGCUGUAACUCCACGAUGGUGAAAUCGGUGUUUAAGCUGUCAACACAGUUGUUUUGUUUGCAUAAGAAAUAUGAUAUUAAUUCGAUUCCUCUAUUUUUGUUUGUUUUUAUCUCAAGGUAAACAAUCAUCAUAUAAUAUCCAAAUAAAAAAAUACACAUAUGAUUUAGUAUUUUA